CUAAGGUCCCCUCAAUUUUGGAGGAAAUGAUGAAGCGUAUCAGACAACUCCGAGUAAAUAUAAAAAGUAAAUUCAAUUUACCAAAGACACUCCAUUCUAGUGAACAUGCAAAUGAGGGGUCGACUGAAUUUGAUUUUCUCAAUCCAUCCGUGGACCAGAUCGCAUCACCUGUGCAGAUAGCGCGUAGUAUCGCCAGUUUCUAUCAAGACGUAGUUUACGCGUAUUGUAUCUUUGACAUGGCGAGAAUUUUGGAUCAGGCUGCGAAUGAGAUGAGUACCGAAAUACUGCGUCACCCAGAGUUGCUUCUAGUUUCUCCGUAUUACCUUAUUAAAAACCCUCGAUGUUUUUCUUAUCAAAUUGGCGAGGAGCGGUUUAAGGUUUUACAGAAAAUUUUGCUUGCUCUAUUCUCUGAUCACGAGAGGUUAUCCGACUCUCUUUCCCAGAAGGCGUUGCAAGAGUCCCUAUCAGGCACAAGCUUAGUAUCGUUCUUCCGUGGUUUAGCCCUCUGUUCAUCUGUAUCCCACCCGCUUUCACAUCAGGCUGCCUUCGUAUUUGGGGCGUUACUGGCGGAAGGCUCGAUAUCCGAGGAUCUAUCGCUUGAGGGGGAGUACAACGACCGUGCAGUGACGCUUUCACGAUUAUUGAUGGCUACGGCACAGGAAUUUGGCUCCAACACAAUGCUCAACGCAGGCAUAACCCUCAAACGUCAAAUAGGCAUCGAUAUUACCUACACUAUAUCGAAAAAGAUUUGUCUUGUGUUCACCAAAGUCGAGAAGCGCCGCCUAGACUGGUCCCUCAAAGGGUCUGUACUUUCACGCAAGGACUUUUCUUCAAAAAAAGGAUGGCAUUUUAGGGUCCCGAGUUAAUAGGAAGGUUCCCAAUCGGCCAUUCUCAUUUUGAUGGAUGUCUUUUCCUUGCCGUGUUUCUUUUGAUCUGCAUUCCUGACUAACGAAUGUUAAACCAGCGGGAUCAUUUUCUUCUUAUUUUUUUCCUGCUUUGAUAUAAACUUUGUUUUUUAGUAUAAUAUUCGUUUAAAUUUCUGCUUUUUUGUAUCCCAAUUCUUUGAACAUAUAUCUAUCGAUUUGCCUAUCCUUCUCUCUCGAAGUAUAUAUAUGUUUUUUGUGUGUAAGGACAGUUA
Molecule: messenger RNA, 1138 nt
Organism: Phytomonas sp. EM1
Lineage: Eukaryota; Euglenozoa; Kinetoplastea; Trypanosomatida; Trypanosomatidae
Source: the annotation of a GenBank genome assembly